CCUCCAACAUUCCCUUCAUCUUUAUGAAAUUAUGAAAACUUUCCCUUCAUCUUUAGAUUAGCAAACAGAAAAAAUGAAUUCAAAACAGUAGGAUUUCCAUUGCUUUUUCUUUGCUCAUUUGAUUCGCUGGGUUUACAGAUUUUAAAGGUUCAACAUCGACCCGAUGUUCAGUUAUGAAACACAUGAAUUUUCCUUUUUAUUUUUCUGGGUAUAAAUUAUCUGCGAAACUCUGGCUUGAUUUGACUUUUGAAAGAAGAAAAGAAAAGGAUAACUGAGAGAUUGGUUUUUGAAGAAAACCCAUCUGGAUAUGGAAUAAGAUCUUUUGACUAGGCCUAAGAGUCAUACGUCAAGACUUUGAGUUGUUUAUUUGGGCAAUGAGACCCAAUGGUACCUAAAAUGUGUACCCCAUUGACGCACACCUUUUGAAAAUUUAAAUCCAAUCAAAGGAAUUUGUUAAUCCACAAGUGCUGAUCUAAAGGUAGUGGUUGUCAAAUACAUCAAUUGAGUUUCGAUCUAAGGCGCGCUAUUGUUUCCAUCGCUGCAGGUUCUGUAGAUCAGUUUGAAUGUUUUGUUCCAAUGUACUGUCAGGAGCACCUCAGAAAAAGAUUGAUGGACCUGACGCCGGUUCGUUUUCUGAAGCCCUACCAACCAAGGAGCAGACUCCAGAUUAGAGUUUGUAGGAUGUGGGUCGCAAAGAGCAUCGAAGAUGAUCCUCAACCUAUAGGUUUUGACUAUGUUAUCGUUGAUAAACAGGGGGAUGCGAUUCAUGUAACAACAAAUGCUCGAGAUAUUCAAUAUUUUUUGGACCAUCUGAGGGUCGGUGAUGUGUACAAGAUCAACAAAUACCGUGUUGUUCAUAACAGGGCAUCAAACAAGGUUGUACCUCAUGAUGCGAUCAUUGAGUUUAACAAGAAGACCACAAUCAUUCAAGUUCAAAAAACAACGCAGGAGAUUCCGAUGCAGUGGUUCAAUUUGAUUAAAUUUGAACAGCUUUAUGAAAUAAUCGAUAGGGAUGUUGAACUUAUAGAUAUAUUUGGUUGCUUGACGGUUGUGCAGCCGAUUGAAGAGCUGACUAUCCAAUGCACAAGAAUUGCAAAAAAAGAUAAAUCUUAACCUACAAAAUAUUAGGGGUGAAACUGUUAGGGUGACCUUAUGGGAAGAGAUUGCCACCAAUUUUGAAGACAGUGGAUAUCAAUCGUUGCCACCUCCCAUCUUUAUUGCUUUGACAAAUCUCAAAGUGAAGCAAUACCUAGGUUAUACCUCAACAUGCUUUAUUUAGCUGCUUAAAGUUUCACCUUAUUGAUCAUUUUCUUUUAUCAAUAGGAAAGCUUGUUCUUGGAACCACAGGAUCAACUGUUUAUUUUUUCAAUCCAAAUAUUCCACAACUCUCUGAAUAUAAACGCAAGUAAAUACACAACCAUUCUUUAAUAACGUUUACAUUUUUAUAUAUUCGUUUCAUCUUUCUCACCCUAAACAUACGCAAAAUAGGUUUGAGCAUCUGAGAUCACCUCUUCGGAUGUUGCCCACCUCAGCUGACAUGUAUACAAGUCGUACCAUCGGCGCUAAUUCUAAGUAAAAAACAAUCGACCAGUUACUUUUACUUGAUCCUACAUUGCACGAGAUUAGUCUCUCGUCAUCAACAUGUUAAUAGAAGUUACCUCUUCUUUUUUACAAGAAAAAAAUUGUUGCAUCUACCUUGGUUGCUUCUUGAUUUCUUUCUCUAUUUGCU
Molecule: messenger RNA, 1729 nt
Organism: Malus domestica (apple)
Lineage: Eukaryota; Viridiplantae; Streptophyta; Magnoliopsida; Rosales; Rosaceae
Source: RefSeq, a predicted model, not a curated record